Messenger RNA from Amphibalanus amphitrite, 1444 nucleotides. RefSeq lists its product as uncharacterized. Bases 77 to 1024 code for a protein of 315 amino acids. Lineage: Eukaryota; Metazoa; Arthropoda; Thecostraca; Balanomorpha; Balanidae. The transcript has 7 exons. The record is from RefSeq and is a predicted model, not a curated record.
CAGCUGGCUGCAAGCUAUUCUUGGAUGCUGUUCUCAUUACCCCCACGACCUAGCGACUUACCAGAAGUGUUGCAAGAUGACGGACUCUUGCAAGAAGCCGUGUCCCGGAUAUUCCAUUGGAAACAAAGGCUGUUUCUACAUGGGCCAGUGGUUCCCGAUUGGUGGCAUCAUGGACAUAGACGCAAAAAAGUGUCUAUACAUCCGCUGCUGCCCCUUCUACGACAAGGGCUGCCAGCUGACGACGGCUGUGAUCGACUCAGUCGGGGAGAGGUGCAACUGUUGUGAACUGGACGGCGUUCUGUACAACCAGGGAGACGUUAUCACCCUGCCGAACUGCGAGCGAAGGAGGUGCAGGAGGGGCCAGUGGCAGGUGCUGGGAGGACCACCCUCGCAGCCGGUGUGUCCGGCGGAUGCUGUUUCCUUCGAGGACUCCUGUGUGAUUGCCGAGAGCCAUUGGCUCAACAACGCCGAGGCCGCCGAGUUGUGCAAGAGCAAGGGCGGUAGCCUGCUGGAACUGGACGCAGAAGCGCUAGCCAGUGAUGCUGUGCAGAAACUCAGAAAGAAACUGUACCCGUGCGGUGGCGUCUGGUUGGGAAGCGUGGAACCCGAGGAAGAGUUGUGCGGCAGUCUUCCCCCCGGCGCGGACGCUGAAAUCCUGCUCAGCUGCCAAAUGCGUCUCAAACCCGUCUGUGUCAUCCCUAAAAUAACCUGUGGCCAGGAAUUCUGUCAGGUCGACGGGCAAAAGUACGAUAACGGCGCUGAGAUUAAGCAAAUCGACCAGUGCACGGCGAUUGUCUGCAAAGAUGGCUUCCCGGUCACCGUCAUAGACGAAACAUGCUGCCGCGUGGAGGGUGUGGACGGGAUAGAUCUGGUUCCCUCCGGCACCAACGUCAUGAUCGGCGACAAAAUGUGCACGUGCAGAGAGGGUGCUGUCGACUGCUGCGGCGGACUGCCCUUGUGCAAACUGCCCGGCAAGGAGGCGGAACCGGAAAUCCCCGACACACCCGAGGAUGCAGAGGGCUAAAUUCUGGCCGUCCACGAAAUGAACUCUGGCUGUCCAUGAAAUUGAACAGACUGUGUGCUUUAGUCUAUUUUCUGUUUCUUUCACUCAUUGGGUGUUUCCAUGAGACAUUCUUCAUUUUGGUUGUUAGUUUGUGGUAUGAAAAUACCUAUACGUUAAGAGUUAGUUUGUCGUGUGUGCUAGCUCUUACGGGAAACAUUCCGAGUAUGUUUUAAGUGGUAAGGUUUUAGCUCUUUUCUGAGGGUCUACAGAUUUUUAUAGAAAGGUUGACAGGCUGGCUCACCAACUGCACUGCACUAUUUGUGCGUGAAUAAAACGGCGUUUUUGUGUUACAUUGGCACCCUCUGUUUAUGGUGUCGUUACGUCUUAUAAUCUACCUGCUCACUGCUGAUUUGACAUAUUCAAUAAAUUAUUUCCGGAAUC